UAUACGCAUGCGUACUAAAGCGUUGUCGCAACUGUUUUGUUCUCCCCGUAUGCUGUUUUUGUGAAUUUAUUACAAAGCAAAAGCAAUCAUCACACAUAUCGCAUGAUCUACAAGUCACUUAUAAAGUGUAAAUAUUGUUCUAUAAGACAUUGGCAUGGCCACCGCGGCUGGAUUGCCUAGAAAAAUGAGAAAAUGUGAUGGGGAAAACAGUGUCAAUGUUCCCGAAUUUCGAGAGAAGCAAGUCCACCAUAGUGAAUCGGACGGUGUGGUCAGCAAACAGGACAUUUUGAAAUGGAUCGACUCGUGUCAGAGCGAAAUCGACAACCUCAACGAACGGUGUUCAGAGGAAGUCCUCAAAAUCGAACAGAGAUACAGCUUGCUCAAGAAACCUAUAUUCUGCAAAAGGAAUGAAUUUAUUGAAAAGAUUCCAAAUUUCUGGUCAACAACUUUUUUAAAUCACCCUCAGAUCUCAGUGAUAGUAGAUGAAGAUGAAGAGGAGUGCAUCAGAUGUCUUAAAAAGGUGGAGGUGGAAGACUACGAUGACCUCCGGUCGGGUUACAGAAUACGACUCCACUUUGAGGAGAACCCGUUCUUCGAAAACAUGACUGUCUGCAAGGAGUUUGCGUCCGCGCACGCGACGUACGAUCCCAGCUCCGGCAUUCCAGAAAUACGAUGGAAGGACGGCAAGUCGUUAGCCGAGUGUCAGGAGGAGAGAGAGGGCAGGAAGCGCGAUCGGCGGUCGCGUACCUUCUUCAUGUGGUUGACUAGUCAAAGUGAUGCUGCGUCGGACGUGCUAGCAGAGGCGAUAAAGGACGAAAUAUGGCCAAAUCCUCUUCAGUAUUUUGUGGUAGAUGACGCUGAAGAAUCAGAACAAAAUGAUGCUACUGAAAGGUUGCAGGAAACGGGCGGUGCUGCCCAGGAGGAAGACGAGACGGAAGUGUGCGCAACAGAUCGUGAUGAAGAGUUGAACGCGGAGGUAGAGGAGGAGGGGCAGAUCCAGGAAACGGAAGACACGGGCGGAGGCGGAGAGGCGGACGAACGCAUGGAUGAAGAAGGAACUCUGCGUGAGAAACCGCGCGGCGGCCGUACGGAACACUGGCCGUCAGACGGAGCAGCAGCAGUGCAGAGUAGGGCGGUGUGUAAGCGUGACGCGCACGGUAGACCGCGCGCCCGGCAGCAGCAGCAGCAGCAGCAGGGACCUCCCCUUCCUCCCGGCGCUAGACUAGGAGCGGCAUCUGCGGAGCGUAAGGUGGAGGAGGGGGCGCCACCGUUCAAGCAGGAGGAGCGCGUUUCCGCCGCCGCCGCUGACGGCAAGCAGGACUUGAUGCUGUCACUGCUGUACGAGAUCCGCGAGGAGCAGUGGCGGGCGCGGGGAGAGCGGGCGCGCAUGGCACACGCGCUCGACAGGGUCUGCGGCGUCCUGCACCCGCACGCGUCUCCUCCGCCCCCGCCGCCGGCGCCCCCUGACGACGACGACGUGAGUGCGCCUCCGUACGACGCGAUGGACGGGUUUCGUGUCUGCGAGCCAGCGGCGGCGUUCGCCGCGGGAGAUGCGGUGGCGACGGUCGCGAUACCGGGCCCUAGCGGCGGCGGCGGCGGCGAUGACGACUCCGCACAGAACUGCAUCGUUUACAAGGUGGAGGAAGAUGACGCGGUUGUCAUCGACGACGACGACGAAGACGAGAACGACUACGGCCCGAUCGCGGAGCUGUACGACGGGGGCGUCAACGAUGCGGCGGCGGAGGCUGCGCGGCUCGUGUGCAGCCUCGAGGACCCCGUCGCCAGGUUGCGCCACCGCGGCGCGAUCACGUACGGCAGCAAGCCGGAACCCGAGGAACAACGCGUGUUCAAGAUGUUCCAGGACACGCGCAACGCGAAGCUGUUCGCGCUCAAGCUCCUCGGAGCGUUCUUCACGAAGCGCGAGCUCGCUCUCUCGAACCUCUACGGCGGGAAGGUGCACACGGGUAAGAUGUGGGCUGAGAAGCGAGCGCUGGAGCCGGCGCGCAUGCGACGCGUGUUCACGUACCUCGAGCAGUACUACCCGGGGUGCCGGGACCGCCGGCGCGACGAGGCGUACAUCCGCGACGCCAUUAACAACAAGUGCCGCAACUCGCUGCGAUGGAUCCGCGAGAACCCGCUGCUAGACGACUGAGCGACACGCGUCGUCCGUAUGACAAACUAGAACUGUGCUUCACCAGCGAUACUUGACGACUGAGGCGCGCGCGUGCCAUAUUAAUAUAUGACUAACUAGGACUGAGUGCCGACAAAAAGCUGGGACCGUGCGCCUGCAAUAAACUAGGAUUGAGUGCUUACGACAAACUUAGACCUGGUGCCUACAAGAAACUGGGACUGAGUACUUACAACAAACUAGGACUGUGCAUCGCCUAUGACACUAGGUCUAGGUGGCUUAGAGCACACCUUCAUGAGCUGUGGCAGCCAACGACAGCGCGUGUGUGAACUAUGAUGUUUGAUGACCGGGUGACCACGUGACCUGCCUCACUCAAAUGACCGAGCGUCAGUGUGACCCCCCCCCACUCAUGGACUGAGCGCGUGCGUUACCUACCCAGUCAACGACAGUACGUGUGUGACCUCCCUAGCUUAAUAGCUGAGUCCUGGAGGCGACAUAACAUCUUCAAAGAUGUUUGAGGGACAAACUUAAGAAUGGGCAAUGUUCCGAACUCUCCUAGUAUUCAAAUAAAGGCUCGCUCGCGCACUGUAGACGCGCACGCAUCCUACGCUGCAAGGGUAUGGAUCGUUUGUGCGAUGCGAUCUCCCUCUGUAAUUAAUUUCUUCAGUCAGGCCAUCCUUAAAAAAUUAUAUGUUUGCUGUCCUCCGACCGACCUACGAAAAUAGCCGCGAC
Molecule: messenger RNA, 2860 nt
Organism: Priapulus caudatus
Lineage: Eukaryota; Metazoa; Priapulida; Priapulimorpha; Priapulimorphida; Priapulidae
Exons: 6
Coding region: 155-2152 (665 amino acids)
Biological process (GO): nucleosome assembly
Cellular component (GO): chromatin; nucleus
Molecular function (GO): DNA binding; histone binding; chromatin binding
Source: RefSeq, a predicted model, not a curated record